AUGGAUUCAGCCUUCCAAAAGGAACUCACUUGCUUCAUCUGCUUGAACUACCUUACAGACCCCAUCACCAUAGGCUGUGGGCACAGCUUCUGUAGGCCCUGUCUCUGCCUUUCCUGGGAAGAAGCUGAAACUCCUGCCCGUUGCCCCCUGUGCAGGGAAACAUCAGAGCAGACAGAGUUCAAAACCAAUAUUCUUGUGAAGAAUCUGGUGUCACUUGUCAGACAAGACAGUCUCUGUCAAUUUCUGAGCUCUGAGGAACAGAUGUGUAGGACACACAAGGAGACAAAGAAGAUGUUCUGUGAGGAGAACAAGAACUUGCUCUGUUUGCUCUGCUCUAACUCUCCAGAGCAUGAGGCUCACAGACACUGUACCAUAAAAUGUGCUGUUGAGGAAUACCGGGAGAAACUGUUAAAGCAAAUGAGGUCUUUAUGGGAAAAGAUCCAAGAAAAUCAGAGGAAUCUAAAUAAGGAGAGACGAAUAGCCAGAGAGUGGGAUUUAAAUAUGUUUAUGCGAACAUACCUGAUCAGAAAAGAGUAUCGGAAGUUGCAUCCUAUCCUCCUUGAAGAGGAAAAACAACACUUACAGGGACUAGAAAGUGAAGGAGAAAAAAUCUUCCAGCAACUCAAGGAAAAUGAGGCAGCGAUGGCUCAAAAGAGAAAGCACCUAAGAGAAAUGUAUGAAGAGCUGAUGAAUAUUUGCCAUAAACCAGAUGUGGAGCUACUCCAGGAUUUGGGAGACAUAUUGACCAGGAGUGAGUCCGUGCAGCUGCACAUGCCCCAGCCUGUGAACCCAGCACUCAGUGCCAGGCCCAUCACUGGACUGAUAGACAGGUUCAACCAAUUCCGAGGUGAGUGUCAGCCCAGUGGUGGGACCUCAUAGUGUCUUUCAUUUAUGGUUUUCUAUGAGCAAUCUUUCC
Trichechus manatus latirostris (Florida manatee) is the source of this 916-nucleotide messenger RNA. Its product is annotated as tripartite motif-containing protein 43-like. Lineage: Eukaryota; Metazoa; Chordata; Mammalia; Sirenia; Trichechidae. Gene Ontology annotation, cellular component: cytoplasm. Gene Ontology annotation, biological process: protein ubiquitination; regulation of gene expression; innate immune response. Bases 1 to 879 code for a protein of 292 amino acids. The transcript has 5 exons. The record is from RefSeq and is a predicted model, not a curated record. Gene Ontology annotation, molecular function: zinc ion binding; ubiquitin protein ligase activity.